Molecule: messenger RNA, 588 nt
Organism: Mytilinidion resinicola
Lineage: Eukaryota; Fungi; Ascomycota; Dothideomycetes; Mytilinidiales; Mytilinidiaceae
Exons: 1
Coding region: 1-588 (195 amino acids)
Source: RefSeq, a predicted model, not a curated record
AUGGCUGAGACAAACCCAACAAAAACCUGGUCCCUAUGCGAAAUACUCCCCGCCAACCACCUGAAACCCAUCCCAUUCGAGCAAUUCGCCCAGCCCUUCACUGGCACCCCCGAUGCCGCCAAUAUGGUCUCUCUCCGCCGUAUCUGGAAGUCCGAGCCAGAGAUCUGCACCGAGAAGCAUGAGCUCCUCCCAGCAUUCCAGCAUGUUAUAGACACGCCGGAAAAGGACCACGAGCGCUGGCUGAUAGUAGCUUACAUCAGACCGUUCACUCUAGACAACCGGGACUUAGUUGAGUUUAGCUGGCGGAACAAAGGAGGCGAGGUCACUCCUACUUUUAUGGAGGAUCACUCGUCGCCUUGGGCGGUGGAGACGGCGUGGCAAAAGUUUUAUCUUCUUGGAGAUUUGCCGCCGCAGAUUGAAGCAUGGGUUAAGAGGAGCGUAAGGUCGCCGGAGAUAGACGGCGCGGUCAGGGAGUCUGCGUAUUGGGCGCUUGGGAAAUUCUACACGGCGCAUUUGCGGAAGGGGCAGGUAGCUGCGUUUUGGGCUGAGCCUGUGCUGAAUGUAAUGCCUAGGUCUAAUAUUGCCUGA